AUCUUACAAUUUGCCCCAGAACCCACAAACCACUUCCUUUUCUACCCAUGUGUUCUUCCCCAUCUUCACAGUAGACAGAAGGCUGAUGCCUCUGUGUCAGGCAGGCAUGAAGGUGGUUGCUGUAACUUUCUGUGUCCUCUGCUUUCAGUUUGAAGCCCUGUACGGAGUUGACAGCUGCAUAUCACGAGCAUGCAAAAAUAUAGAUCAGGUCAAUAUCUCUGAUGCCCAGGUGAUGGUGGAAUUUGAAAAUGGAAACUUCAAUUUCACAUUUCCAAACCCCAAAAAUGUGAGUGAGUUCAGCAUAACCCUCUUCAAAGGGCGUGAAAAGAAGAACAUCUGUGCACUCCAUUUGGGCGAAGAGAAAGUUAUCCUCAAGAGUAAUGUCAGCUACUGUCAGACACAAAAUUCAAGGAACAGCACCACUUUCAUUCUUAAAAAUCUAGAAAGAAAACAUACUGAUGUUUAUACCUACUACCUGGAGAUACUCUUACCUCCUCCUUACAUAGAUUGCUGUCUGAAAGAAACUUAUUUGUACAUCCCAGACAAGGAGGACUGCUUUUCACUUGGACUCGUGCUAUGGAUAAUUAUCGGCCUGAUAAUUUUUGCCAUUUCCUGUGUCUGCUGUGCUGUGGCAUGUUGCUUAAGGAACAAGAAUCAGAAGUGUGAAUCGAACUCCCACGAGUACAACAGUGAAUACAUGCCCAUGGCAGCAGUGAACGCAGCUAAAAAACCAAGAAUCUGAGGUAUAAGUUGCUUGUGGCAUGGAAAUUUUGGGAGCUGAGUUUUCCAGCUACUUGGACAAUGGGAAAUCAGCAUUUCCCCACCUUUCCCAGCCUCCCUGGGCUCUCAUACUCGCCCUGUACUCAGCCAUGUGACACCCACUGUAGUACUGUUCUGAGCUGUUUUGCUCUACCCUUGUUUAUGAACUGACACCCUGCCUGACCCACUGACUCAGACAAGAAAGAAUAACAACGUGGUAAAAAUGUCAGCUUUUAGUAGAAGAAAAUGUAAGAUUCCUGUAGUGCUGCUACAGAGAGAACUUUUAUUUUCUAGUCUCCUUUAUGAUAAACUUUCCACUGGGUACAAAAAAAAGACUACCUCCAAAGCCAAUCCUUUUGGUACAGCCAUAGUGCCAUGUAUUGCACAUGCCCUUUUCUUAGGGUUAUUUUAGCAGGGGAACAAAACCUGAGAGUACAGCAGAGACAUCCCCGUGACACACUGCUCAGUUAUGUGCACCUGCAUUUUUUGUAUUUGUGCUAUCAAUACGUACUUGGCAUUCAUACCUUGGGGCUCCUCUUAUUUAACUAAAUCCUGAAUGCUUUUACUAACAGAGGAAUAUAUUACAAGAUGGAUAUAUUAGAACUGCAACUGCUCCUUAAGUCUGUUCAAACCUACAAGAUCUGUCCCUAAACUAGGAGGCAUGAUCUCUCCUGUUCAUGAUUUGCAGCACAAACACAACACUGUCCCUGUGGCCAGUAUAUUCAUGGACUCUGCAUUGCAAUUAUCUUCCUCUUGUGAUUUGACAUGAAACCUUUACAACUUCCCCAGAGGGUUCAGGGAUUACUUGACCUGCCUCAAAUUGCUCAGUGCCUUCAGUAUGAAUGAAAUGAUCAAUACUUCAUGCUUCAUGUGAAAUCCAGGAAAACUGGCCAUAAAUGACCAGCUGUGAAUCCAGCCUGCAUAUCUUGCCAGACACCUUUGGGCUGCUGGAACCAGAGUGGUAUAUUGGUUCUGAACCUCACUGUAAUACAUUAGGAAACCCCAAAUAUUGGUCAGAGGGUACUAUUGAGAGAGAUACAUGGCCUCCUUGUCUGGCAAAUGGAAGUCUGGUUACAAAUUUGGUAAGGCACAUGGGGAUGAGGAGGAAAUAAGCUGGUACAUCAAGAACAGUGCUUUCCUCAACAAACACCUGGAUACACAGAAGUACUGUGGAGAGAAGGUGCAAACUGCUAACUGUGACAUUAAGCAAAUGAAAAUGAGUAAAGCAUCAAAUGAGAUGGGGACUGCCAAUUGCACAGCCCUGUUCAGCCAACCAGCUCCUAGGCAGAGGUGGAGAGGGGAGCCCUGCAGUGUUGGGUCACAUCACAUUUUCUCCCAGCAUUCUUUGACAAAUUACUUGACCUCCCCAGCAAACUAAGCUCGCCUCUGUACAUCCAUAAAUACACUGUUUCCAUGAUUAAAAAAAAAAAAAAAAUUGAUGAAAUUACUGUGUUUGAAAAUUAUUGGUAAAAAUAGCUAACAUCUACUACCUAUGAGAAGAACUGGAUGCAAGAUCCUAUGUAAGAGUGAAGAGUCCUAUCCCCUGGAACAUCUCACCAGACUGAGAAGGAAAUUCAAGAAAUAAAGAGUUUCUGAAAGAAGGAAAAGCUUGAGGUUUGCCUUGGGAUGCUGCUGGAUAAAUGACAAAUAUGUAAGUCUGUACAAAGCAGUUCAAAAUGCAUACAUGUUGCACUGGCUAGAUAAAUGAUUUAUAUUCAUUAUAACAAAGCUUGUGGAAGUCUCAGGUUCCAUUACUCAUUUCUUUUUUGAAAAAUAUAUUUUUAUUCUUAAUAAAACAUUUUUAAAUUAUGCCA
Oenanthe melanoleuca is the source of this 2573-nucleotide messenger RNA. RefSeq names its product inducible T-cell costimulator-like. Gene Ontology annotation, biological process: T cell costimulation; cell-cell adhesion; T cell tolerance induction. Lineage: Eukaryota; Metazoa; Chordata; Aves; Passeriformes; Muscicapidae. The record is from RefSeq and is a predicted model, not a curated record. The transcript is spliced from 6 exons. Bases 86 to 742 code for a protein of 218 amino acids.